Molecule: messenger RNA, 4943 nt
Organism: Protopterus annectens (West African lungfish)
Lineage: Eukaryota; Metazoa; Chordata; Ceratodontiformes; Protopteridae
Gene: VPS54
Product: VPS54 subunit of GARP complex
Exons: 25
Coding region: 629-3544 (971 amino acids)
Biological process (GO): Golgi to vacuole transport; retrograde transport, endosome to Golgi
Cellular component (GO): GARP complex
Molecular function (GO): syntaxin binding
Source: RefSeq, a predicted model, not a curated record
AUUUUAUGGCACGUUGGGAAUUGCAGUCUUCCGUGUUGCGGCCGGAGUACAGAAUUCUCUCUGUUGCGUUUUAAACCGUGGCUGGUGACGUUGCUAGUAGUUGUGUAUCGGUCAGUCAGCGACCCGGAGUGUGAUAUUUUCAUUUCUUUGCUUGGAUUGUUGUGUGUUUUUUUUUACUCGGAUUUGAUAUCAUUGCUUACUGGACGAGUUGCUACCGGUCUUUUGCUUUUUUGUGUUACAAUUUAUAUAAAUAAAAACUAUGUACGUUGUUUGGGCACACAUUUGAUUUUGGGGUCACGACAUGAACAAGGAACUUGCCACUUCCAAACUAGCAGCAACACUGACUUGAGCUAUGGUAUGCCUUUCUUCUUUGUUUUGCCCUGGAACAGCUCUGGAACACUAGUAAUACUGACUUGAGCUGUGGCGGAUGACUAAAAGUUUCCGACUUGUUUAUGGGAAGAUGAUAGUAGACAUAUAUAGAUGGGUAAUGAAAUGGAAUACUGGAGGACUCCAUAACUAAGCAUGCACAAAACUGGGAAGGCUUCAGUUUACCAGUAUACUUCAUGGUCACCAUGUCUGCCAUGCUGUCAAAUAGCUGCUAGUGUAUUUGAAGAUAUGCCUUUAUGCAAUGGCAUCGAGCCACCGUUUGUUGACAGUGCCUCACACGAACACCAGUGAUGACUUCUUCAAGAAGGAAAUGGAGUCUGGAAAACACUUAAGACUUUUGCGUUCAUUACCAGAUGUAUGUCCUAAGGAACCCACAGGUGAUUCUAGCACUUUAUGUGAUAGCCCCUCCGUAAUUGCAGAUCAGCACAGGUGGACUAUUUAUCACUCCCAAGUAAAUCUUCCAGCUGCACUAAAUGAUCCAAGGUUAGCAAAAAGGGAAUCGGACUUCUUCACAAAGACAUGGGGCUUGGACUUCGUAGAUUCAGAGGUUAUGCCUUCAUUCUACCUCCCUCAAAUUGUUAAGGAACACUUCGCACCGUACUUGCAAGAGACCAGUCAGAGAGAGAAGAUACAUGAAAAAUCCAAAAAUGUAUGCCCUCCAAAGGACAACUUUGAUAGAACUCUUCUGUCCCUUACGCCCUCCAAUGAUAAAUCCAGGACAGAUGUGGAACAACUACCCAAGAUUUUUACAAAACCUGAUUUUGCUUUGGAAGACCCAUUAACAUUCAAUGCAGUAUUACCUUGGUCUCAUUUUAGUGUUGCCGGAGGUAAAGGGAACCGAGAUGUGGCUUCAUCAAGGCUGCUGCAAGAAAAGCUGAGCCAUUAUCUGGAUAUCGUAGAAGUUAAUAUAGCUCAUCAAAUUUCUUUACGUUCAGAAGCAUUUUUUCACGCAAUGACCUCUCAGCAUGAACUGCAAGACUACCUCAAGAAAACUUCACAGGCUGUAAAGAUGCUCCGAGACAAGAUUUCUCAGAUUGAUAAAGUCAUGUGUGAAGGAUCACUAAGCAUUUUAAGACUAGCACUUGCUAGAAACAACUGUGUAAAAGUGUAUAAUAAAUUAAAGCUAAUGGCAACAGUUCAUCAGACUCAGCCUACAGUGCAGUUAUUGUUAUCCACCUCUGAGUUUGUUGGGGCUCUGGACCUAAUUGCUACAACUCAAGAAGUUUUACAGCAGGAACUUCAGGGGAUUCACAGUUUCAGGCAUCUUGGAUCACAGCUUUGUGAAAUGGAGAAGUUAAUAGAUAAAAUGAUGAUAGCAGAAUUUUCUACAUAUGCCCACAGUGACUUAAGUAGACCUUUAGAGGAAGACUAUCAUGUUCUGGAAGAGGAAAGAUUGAUCUCUCUGGUGUUUGGACUUCUAAAACAAAGAAAACUUCACUUUUUGGAGCUGUACAAUGAAGAGAUGAUUGCUGUUACAAAGAAUAUAAUUAAACAGUGUGUUGUAAAUACAGUAUCACAGAUGGAAGAAAUAGACACUGAAGCUGUGGUCAAACUUGCUGAUCAGAUGAGAAUGAUGACCUUCAGCCAGUGGUCUGAAUUGUUGAAGGACAUCUUUGUCAAAUUUGGCAUCUUCAUUAAAAGGGUCAAGGCAACAGUCAGUGUUAUUCGUAGUGUUGUUUUAUUAGUCUUGGACAAGUCACAGAAAACCAGAGACUUUGAAGGGGCAUCUAUCCCAAAAAUCUCUAGCAGAAGUCAGAUUAAUGAAGGAGAUGUGACUUACUUAACUCAUGAAGGCAUGUUUAUAAGUGAUGCGUUCUGUGAGAGAGAGACAUCAGCUACAGACCUAAGCACUGAACCAUGUAGCAGUGAUUCUGUAUCGGAACCAGAGUGUACCACAGACUCUUCUUCUAGUAAAGAGCAGACCUCGUCAUCAGUUACACCUGGAGGUAUAGAGAUAACGAUCAACGAGGAUAUGAAACUGACAGAUUUGGAACUAGGUAAAGUUGCAAACAGCAUCCAAGAACUGCUCUAUACUGCUUCUGAUGUCUGCCAUGAUCGUUGUGUCAAGUUCCUCUUGGCUAGAGCGAAGGAUGGUUUUCUGGAGAAGUUAAGUUCCUCGGAGUUUUUGGCUUUGUCUCGGGCAGUGGAAGAGUUUGUUCAGGUAACAGAACAAGUGUGUGGCCGAAGAAGCACAUCACUUAGAGGAGCCCUCCAGAGUCAAGCCAACAGAUUUGUACAUAGGUUCCAUGAAGAGAGGAAAACCAAACUGAGUUUGCUUUUAGAUAAUGAGCGAUGGAAGCAAGCUGAUGUUCCUGCUGAGUUUCAGGACCUUGUUGAUUCCAUAAGUGAUGGAAAGAUUGUAUUGCACGAGAAAAAAAUAGUCACAGCUACAGAAGAUAGAAAACCUGCAGACUGCCUGAUUGUCGAUGGCCAGACAUAUGCUGUAGUGGGGACUGUCCUGAUGCUAAUAAAAAUUAUCUUGGAAUACUGCCAGUGUGUGGAUGAUAUCCCUUCUAUAACCACUGACAUGCUUACUCGUUUGUCAGACUUAUUAAAGUACUUCAAUUCAAAGAGUUGUCAACUGGUUCUUGGAGCAGGAGCAUUACAAGUUGUUGGCUUGAAAACGAUAACUACAAAAAACCUUGCCUUAGCUUCCCGGUGUUUGCAACUGAUUGUACACUACAUUCCUAUCUUGAGGGCACACUUUGAGUCACGACUUCAACCUAAGCAGUAUAGUAUGCUAAGACAUUUUGAUCACAUCACAAAGGAUUAUAAUGAUCAUAUAGCCGAAAUCUCUGCAAAGCUUGUAGCAAUAAUGGAUGGCUUAUUUGACAAAGUACUAUCGAAGUAUGAAGUUAAAGCUCCAGUUCCAUCAACAUGUUUCAGGAAUUGUUGUAAACAGAUGGCUAAAAUGCAUGAUGCUAUAUACGAUCUUCUUCCUGAAGAACAGACACAGAUGUUGUUCUUAAGAAUAAAUGCAAGCUUUAAACUUCACUUGAAGAAACAGCUAGCUAGACUGAAUGUAGUCAAUGAUGGCGGACCACAAUAUGGUUUGGUGUCAUCAGAUGUAGCAUUUUACAUUGGAAAUACCCAAGGCCUGAAAGGGCUUGAAACUCUGGAUUUAAACAUGGCAGAAAUCUGGGAGCAGAAGAGGUGAUAAACAACGUGAAAGGUUAACAAUGUACUGCUUUCUGCACUGCAGGUCAUCAUGUUUUCGAUGUCCUUAAUAUCCAGAAACAAUUCUGAGACACAGUUUAUAACUAGUUGAAAUUAUUUAUGGAGGUAGAAUCCACUGUGACCUGCUGAGAAUAUCUCAACAUCCCUAUGGUUGAUUCAGGUAGUCAGCUAUCAACAAUAUUCUUCAUGCUUUUGGAACAGACUCAGGCUUCUUUGUAGAAAAUCCAAAAGGGGAUAUAGCUGUAACACAGCUGUUUUUGAUUGGAACUCUUUUCUCUCUUUCUUAAAAAGAUGUUUUGCAUCUGACUGGCAGUUAAUUAUUUGCUAUGAAUAAAUGCAGCAGUAUUCCUUUUUAAUUACUAGAUUGGCACAGUUUUGAAUCAGAGUCAUCCGAAUGCACUGUCUACAUAAUUCCUUUGCCUUCUGUCGAAGAAAAUACACCGAUAAUCUAAUUGUUUUUGUAGCUAUUUCUAUGAACUAAUGGGACUAUUGACUAUCUGUGCAAUGUACUUCAUGUACUGUAUAGAUGUUAUGUAGCCCUUGGGGAGAAUGUUUCAGAACCCUUUUAAAUACUGUAUUUAUCAUAUUGUAUAUAAAAUGUUUAAAAGUUCUAUCUGGUAUAUUUUGUAUAAUUCUUAAGACUGUACAUUUUUUUGCAGAUAAAUGUCUUUACCAAGUAUGGUAUUAUUCUUAUUUUUUUGUGUUGCUUUUGUAAAUGAACAUUUGUUUUAAAUUGAAGAAGUUUUACUAUGUAUGUACAUUUUUGGCUUGUUACCAUCUGGCUUCCCAUGUUCUGUCUUCACUUUCCAUCACUGGUAUGUUGUUUAAGUUUUAUUUUUUUAUCUUUAGAGUUUCAUAGCGCUGUUACAAAUACAGACACACUAUUCAGGAUGAAUACUUAUAGUCUGAUCAUUACUUAAUGUCUGUGUUUGUACCAUCAAGUAUGUGGAGCAUCAACUGUAAUGCUUCAGAUAUUGAGGGAAAAGUGCCUGUGUUGACAUUAUACUGUUUACUGCAGACAGUGGCUUGAGUUAUCCCGAGUGCCUAAUACAGUUUAUUAAUUCUAUCCUAAAAUGACAAGUAGUUCAGAAGCGUGCCGUUUUACUUGAAUUAUAUCUGACACUUUGUCUGAAAGCUGUGACUUAAUGAACCAAUAGAAUAAGUUGUAAUUUUAACAUCUUUGUAGCAUUCUUCUUAAAAUUGUCACCUAGACUUCCAUUUGUAGCAGUGUUUUUAAAUUGGCAUCUACCUUCCACCACAAUGUUAUCCAUUAAUAAUUGUUAAAUGUUUCAGUAGCAAAUAGAAUGUAUAGUAAAUUGUACAUUAAACCACAAGAGACCUGGUAAAUUAUUAAAAUACAAAUUAUUUACUUCUAGGAA